Molecule: messenger RNA, 926 nt
Organism: Solanum dulcamara
Lineage: Eukaryota; Viridiplantae; Streptophyta; Magnoliopsida; Solanales; Solanaceae
Product: WRKY DNA-binding transcription factor 70-like
Exons: 3
Coding region: 109-744 (211 amino acids)
Biological process (GO): regulation of DNA-templated transcription
Molecular function (GO): sequence-specific DNA binding; DNA-binding transcription factor activity
Source: RefSeq, a predicted model, not a curated record
CUUUCUUUUAAUCUUUUUUCCUUUAGCGUAUAAAUAAAGCUCUCAUGUCUCUUCACUUGUAGUUUCUCAGCUUGCUAAUACUCAAUAGAGUAAAAGCAACAUUGUAAUAUGAAGUCGUCUUUAUUAAAAAACACGUCUGAUCUAGAGAAGGUAAUAUUACAAAUAAAUCAAGGUCGUGAAUUUACGCUCCAGUUAAGAGAAAUAAUAAAGAAACAUGUAGAUAUGGAUAACGAAGAUGCAUACAUGUUGGGCGUUAAGGAUUUGGUUGGAAAAAUAAUGAGUUCAUUUUGUGAGACUCUAUCGAUAUUAAGCUCAUCAAGUAUUAGUUGCAAGACUUCAUCAUUGAAAGAUCGAAGAGGACGAUACAAGAGAAGGAGAACUUUUGAGAGAAACAUAAAAGAAAUCUCAACUUUGGUAAAUGAUGGCCAUGCUUGGAGAAAAUAUGGUCAAAAACAGAUCCUUAAUGACAAAUAUCCAAGGAAUUAUUUUAGGUGCACUCAUAAAUUUGAUCAAGGAUGCCAAGCAAACAAACAGGUGCAAAGAAUUCAAGAAAAUCCACCACUGUUUAGGAUCACAUAUUAUGGUCAUCACACUUGCAAAACGUUUCCUAAAGUUUCUCAAAUGAUAUGUGAUUCUCCAAAUGAUCAUGAAGAUUCUAAUUCAGUCCUACUUAACAUUAAUUCUACCAAUAAUAAUUAUAAUAAUCAUCAUCAUUUUUUUGGAUAUGAUGGUGGAAACAGUUGAUUUUGUUGAUUUAUCUUUUUGAAUUUUAAACAUACGUAUUAAUUUUGUAUAAUGUUUAUGUACUUUGGAAUGAGAAUAAUUUUGGCUUCAACAUUUAUAUAUUCCCUUUCCUUUCAAUCUUAAUUUUUUCUCUACUCAUCAAAGGACUUGUGGAAAAAGUUCCCAAGGAUUAUCCGAAGUGA